AGGCCCUCUCGAAAAAUUUUUUUCUUUUUUUUUUCUUUUGCUGUUCUGGAAAUCAUCUCGCGACCCCCACGGAGGGGUACCGCGACCCCCCGGGGGGUCGGGACCCCCACUUUGGGAACCACUGCUAUAGACAAAACGCUUCCGUUGAAAAUCCAGUCUUCAUUAACCAACUACUAUAAUUUGGUGGCAGAUAAGCAUUUUGAUAGAGAGACUACUUCUGAAUACGAUAUUACAAUAAUAGCCACAGACUCAGGUAGUCCUCCUCUUUCGAGCUCCGUGACGUUACAGCUUAAAGUAUCUGACGUAAACGAUAAUGUUCCGUUGUUUGAUAAAGCAUCGUAUUCUGCUUAUGUCACAGAGAAUAAUUCACCUGGAAUGUCAAUCACUUCUGUCAAUGCGCAAGACUCAGACUGGAAUCAAAAUUCAAGAGUCUCCUAUUUUCUGGAGAACACACACAUAAGUGGUAGUCCAGUGUCCAACUAUGUGUCCAUUAACUCCGAAACUGGAGUUUUACAUGCGGUUCGUUCAUUUGAUUAUGAACAAAUUAAAGAGUUUUCAUUAACUGUGAAAGCUCAGGAUGGAGGUUCUCCUCCACUCAGCAGCAACGUGACAGUAAAAAUCAUGAUCCAGGACCAGAACGACAACCCUCCUCAGGUCCUGUAUCCAGUCCAGACUGGUGGCUCUGUGGUGGCUGAAAUGGUUCCUCGUUCAGCAGAUGUGGGUUAUCUGGUGACCAAAGUGGUGGCUGUUGAUGUGGACUCUGGACAGAAUGCGUGGCUGUCGUAUAAACUGCAGAAGGCCACAGACAGGGCUUUGUUUGAAGUGGGCUCUCAGAAUGGAGAGAUCCGAACCAUCCGCCAAGUGAAUGAUAAAGAUGCAGUGAAACAGAGACUGAGUGUUAUAGUGGAGGACAACGGGCAGCCCUCUCGUUCAGCUACAGUCAUUGUGAACGUGGCGGUGGCGGACAGCUUCCCUGAAGUUCUGUCGGAGUUCAGUGACUUUCCACACGACAAGGAGUACAAUGACAACCUGACUUUUUACUUAGUGUUGGCUCUGACUGUGGUCUCCUUCCUCUUCAUCACGUGUUUGGUGGUUAUUAUCUCAGUGAAAAUCUACAGAUGGAGACAGUCUCGCAUCCUGUAUCAUUCCAACCUGCCUGUCAUUCCAUAUUAUCCUCCACGUUACUCAGACACUUUGGGGACAACAGGGACUCUCCAACACGUGUACAAUUACGAGGUGUGCAGGACGACAGACUCCAGAAAGAGUGACAUGAAAUAUAUGCCACCGAUGAGUCAAAGUCUUGUAAGUGUAGAUGGAGAUGGGACUGAUGCACCACAAUUGGAAAAGCAACUGUCAGGCAACUGUUCUCAGAUGUCUACUCUGGUGAGUGAUAAGCUUAUUCUUUGUUUCUCACUGUUGUCAUGUGUUUUCGUUCACUAUGCUGAGUGUAAUGCACAGUUGGGGCAGCCAUAGCCCAGUGUCACUGUCCCUGGUGCUGAAACGGUUGACGCUUGAUGAAGGAGUUUCUUCACAACUUGUGAAUGCAAAUAAAAUGUUUUUUAAUUGCUCUAGUUCAGCAAAUAACAUAAAAUUAUCCUUAUACAUAACAUCACUCUAACCACUUCCAGACCUAAUCAGACAUCCCUAAACUGUUGGUUAACAUUAAUACCAAUAUUAAGAAAAUUCAUCUUAAUGUAAGAUUUUAAAAUGUUCCUAUAACCUUUGUAUCUCUGAAUAAAUUGCUCUUCCCUGGGCCUUUUUAAGAAAACAGAAUUUGUGUUACAGUAAUAGUAGGAGCUGUACAAAUGCAUUUAUUGAAAAAAUAUAUCUGAUUUGACAACUGAAAUCAAAAACAACCAGAAAAUACACGUAACACUUGUCACGGUUUUACCCCGCAUGGCAGAUUAUCAUUCAGUCAUUUAGAUUUUUCUGUCUCGUUCACUUUCAUCAUUAAUUACUUUGCAGUUUUCUUUUCAGAUCUUUACCAGUGUUUCAUCAGAAAGCAUCAACUAUGACCCUAAGAGAACAGAGUUUGCAUAAAAUUUGAAAACAGUAUGACAUCACUGUCGUCUUCCUCUAAACUUGCUGUUAUCGAAGACGUUCCCGUCACUGUAAGACCACAGUGCUCUUACAUGUCAGACUGAACAAGCUGACCAAGAGGGCCAGCUCUGUCCUGGGCUGCCCACUGGACUCUGUGAUGGAUGUGGGUGAGAGGAGGAUGUUGACCAAGCUCUCAUCCAUCAUGGACAACAGCUCCCACCCACUGCACCGGACUGUAGUGGAGCUGAGCAGCUCCUUUAGCACGAGACUCUGACACCCUCAGUGCAAGAAGGAGCGCUACCGCAGGUCCUUCAUCCCCACUGCCAUCAGACUGUAUAACACUACUGUGUAGUUGUUAUUAUGUGCAAUAUUUAUUAUCUUGUUCUUGCACUUUCGUGACUUUUGCACUCCUGUUUUUUGUUUUUGUUUCUAAGAGCCCUGUAAUGUUAAAUUUCUCCUUUGUGAGAUUAAUAAAGUCUAUCUUAUCUUA
This is a messenger RNA of Acanthochromis polyacanthus (spiny chromis), 2530 nucleotides long. RefSeq names its product protocadherin gamma-A7-like. Gene Ontology annotation, molecular function: calcium ion binding. Gene Ontology annotation, cellular component: plasma membrane. The record is from RefSeq and is a predicted model, not a curated record. The transcript is spliced from 2 exons. The annotation marks the transcript as partial. Lineage: Eukaryota; Metazoa; Chordata; Actinopteri; Pomacentridae. Gene Ontology annotation, biological process: homophilic cell-cell adhesion.